CUCAGGAGAAGAAGAAGGAGGGGAAGGAAGCGGUAGGUGCAAACUGAUAACAGAGAGAUGUUCGGACUCUUGGGGAAAAAUAAACCUGUGAAAAUUCGAGGUUAUAGUGAAAACAGAAAGUACGGAGUUGCUGCAAAAAAUGUGAAGGAGCUGCUAAAAAAGAGCUGCAAGUUAUUCCAGUUGCCCCUCACUGGUGCUCGUUUUUGUUUAUAUGAGGACGGGACAGUAGUGACAGAGGAGUUCUUCCAGACCCUGGCAGAUCACACUGAACUUGUUCUUCUGUCUAAAGAGCAGACAUGGAGUGGAGUUGCGUGUGACAUCGGUCAGUUACUGAACACAGACCGGCAUGCUGAUAGGAUCAUUGAAGCAGCAAAGGCUCUACUCUCCGAUGAAAAAUCCACCAAGAAGCGUAAAAUCCUCAGUGACCUGCUACAUAACCUGGACGACACGUCUGAGUGGGAGAGCAGAGACGAAGAUGAAGACUGGUUCAAAGGUGUGGACGCUCGAUUCAAAACAAAGUCUGCCUACAUGAAGUUUAACUGCGAAAGCAGGAUACGAAGUUACAUGAAAGAGGUGGACGAUGCCACCAAAACCAUAGAGAAAGCUAGAGUUAGGACAGAGUUUUUGAAAGCAUCAAAGUGCCUGGCGGAAAUGUUGAAAGCUGCUAAAUACAAUGGCUGCUACUUUGACAGGACCGAAAAGGAGCCACAUCGCCUUUGUACUAAAGAUGGAUGGUUUACCUGCCAGGGACCAUUUGACCAGGCAGAGUGCCAGACUCUCCACUCCAUCAACCCGUACAGCAGCCGAGACAGCAGGAUUGUCUUCAGCACUUGGAAUCUUGACCACAGGAUUGAAAAGAAGAGGACGAUAAUCCCCACGCUGUUGGAAGCUCUACAGAAUCACAAGAGCACUGAUAUCAACUUGAAAUACUUCUACCAACUGUUGUUCAGCAGGAAAAACCUUAAGCUCGUCCACAUCGUUUGUCACAAGAAAGGACACCACGACCUCUUAUGUGAUCCAAAAAAGAUUGUUAUAAAUGCCAGUCAUGUAGACAAAGCCAAACAGAAGCCCAAAGUCAAGAAAAGGCGCCUGAAUUGAGUCUUUUUAGGAAAAAAUAAUGCUCAUUAGUAUGAGCUACUGAUAAAUCUGAUUAUUACCAGAGAGCACAAAAGUUCACUAACAAGAUCAAAUCAGGAGGGAUUAGGUGGCCUCACCUUGUUUACUUUAUUUUUUAAACCUUGAGCCCAUGUAACUUUCAGGGAUUUUAACUUUUGUAGAUUUAAAAGAGAACUUAAACAGCACUUGAAAUCAUGAACAACAUUUAUUUAUUCUUCAUGUUGGCACGGCAAUGUAAAAUACAUGAAUUGAUUACAAAGACUACUCAAUGAAUGAGGCAUUCACAAAGUCAGAAAGUUGCAUAAAUGUGAAAAGCAAUUUGCAUAAAUAAGGCAGUAAAAAUAUAUAAAAGAUUUGAUUGUGAUGGUCAGAGUAAUCAACUUUAUACAAAAUAGUACAAUAGAUGUGAAUAGCAAAAGUGCAAUUACUGUUAACCUCCAGGUUAGAUGGUUAGAUUUUCACUCAGGACUAAGUUGUCCUCUAAUUAUUUCCAGAUUUCAGUGUUUUAAACAAUAUUUUUUUGUAUACAGUUGUCAUUUUUGUAAAUAUGAACUCAUGAGGAACCGUAUCACAGAAAUUAGUUGCAUUGAUAUGUGUAUAUACAGACAUGAUAGAAAGCUGCCAAAAAAAACUGAACACACGUGUUGAGGAAUAUUAGACACUUGGUGAAUCAUGACUCUUAUGCAAUAAACUGUUGACAUUCAUAUGAAACAAUGA
Messenger RNA from Acanthochromis polyacanthus (spiny chromis), 1833 nucleotides. RefSeq names its product DNA fragmentation factor, beta polypeptide (caspase-activated DNase) (gene dffb). Bases 58 to 1098 code for a protein of 346 amino acids. Gene Ontology annotation, molecular function: DNA endonuclease activity. The transcript is spliced from 7 exons. Gene Ontology annotation, biological process: apoptotic DNA fragmentation; apoptotic process. Gene Ontology annotation, cellular component: nucleus; cytoplasm. Lineage: Eukaryota; Metazoa; Chordata; Actinopteri; Pomacentridae. The record is from RefSeq and is a predicted model, not a curated record.